Thyridium curvatum is the source of this 354-nucleotide messenger RNA. RefSeq lists its product as uncharacterized. The record is from RefSeq and is a predicted model, not a curated record. Bases 1 to 354 code for a protein of 117 amino acids. The transcript has 2 exons. Lineage: Eukaryota; Fungi; Ascomycota; Sordariomycetes; Thyridiales; Thyridiaceae.
AUGCCUCAGAUCCGACCGACCGGCGCUGCCCUGCGCGCGGUCACCACCCGCCGCUCCGCCGGUGCCGCCGCCCUCCAGCGCAGCCCUUUCUCCAGCACCUCGCACAAGGCCGCCUCCCACGGCUCCCAGUACGACCCCCCGACCGGCUGGCUGUUUGGCGUCAAGCCCGGCGAGAAGUACAAGAACGAGGGAUGGGAGAAGCCCUUCUUCUGGGGCUUCUGCGGCAGCCUGAUCGUCUUUGCCCUGGCGUGGCCCUUCAAGCCCGAUACUUCCAUACAAACCUGGGCUCUCGAGGAGGCGAGGAGGAGAUUAGAAGCCGAGGGUAUCCUGGAGGACCCGCAGAAGAAGCAAUAA